Molecule: messenger RNA, 1317 nt
Organism: Blastocystis hominis
Lineage: Eukaryota; Bigyra; Opalinata; Blastocystidae
Exons: 7
Coding region: 1-1317 (438 amino acids)
Biological process (GO): retrograde transport, endosome to Golgi
Cellular component (GO): GARP complex
Source: RefSeq, a predicted model, not a curated record
AUGUCUCGAAUUAACACAUAUUCCUCAGAGCUCAAAGAACAAAUCAACACAUUGGAAGAGCAAAUUAUGCAAACGGUGAGAGAUCAAUCGCAGGUUGGUCGCUCUGCAGAGGACGAUAUUGAGGAAGCGAAGCAGACGAUUAACGACCUGUUUGCUCGUAUCAUCGAAAUCAAAGAAAAGGCGGCGCAUUCGGAAGAGCUGGUCCAGGUGAUUUGCAAAAACAUCUCCAAGCUAGACGCGGCCAAGCGAAAUCUGACCGAGAGUCUCAACGCCUUGGCUCGAUUGCAAAUGUUUGUCUCCUCUCUGGACGCUGCCGAAGAAAUCCAAGGCACGCAUCAGUACAUCAAGGCCUCGCGCAGCCUAGGAGCCGUUCUCCAGCUGAGCUCGUUCUUCGAGAAAUACCACGAGAUCGAAAGUAUCGCUGCGCUGCUGCAGCGCGUGCAGACGCUGCGCGACUCAUUCUGCUCGCUGAUCUUCGGCGAUUUCGACCAAGUGGAGGACUUGGUGUACACGUUCGAAGAGGGAUCCAACCAGCCGAUCACCGAAGACAUGCUGGAAGAGAUGGAGAAGCAGGAAGCCGGAUUUGAUGACCAGCUCGUGACUCGCGGACGACUGCAAGCCGCUUGCUAUGUGAUCAACGCGAUGGGCGAAGAGACGCGAGGCCGCUUGAUCCAGUCGUUCUGCGUGAACCAGCUGAAGAACUACGACGCGCUGUUCAUGCCGGGAAGUGCCGGAGAAGGGCUGGAUCAGAUGGAGCGACGCUUCCAUUGGUUCUGGAAGACGCUCUCGGACUAUGAGGCCAAGUACCAAUGUCUCUUCCCGUUCAAUUGGCACGUGGAUGCGCACCUUCUCCAAGCGUUCUGCGAGAAGACCAAAGAGCACGUGGAAACGGUGCUGAAACGCUUCGAAACGCCCGAAAUGGUGGACGUGCCGCUGCUGGUCAACGCGCUGCGAACCACGAUGCAGUUCGAGCGAGAGCUGGUGCUGAAGAUGGAUCUGGGCAUAAAGAACGUGCCGCCGGAGAAUUUCCCGUACGAGCUGGACGAGGAGGGGCAGAUCGUGGAUAGCCAGAGUCCCGCGGGGAUUCGGCUCCGCUACGAGCGUCUCCGAAAGCGAGUAGAGGUGGAUGGGAGUUCUGAGCGGCAGGAAGAGCGCGAGGCGCAGAAAGCAGCGGAGAAAGAGCGCGUGGAGGCGGAGGGAAAGACGUACAGCGAUCCGCUGGUCGAAACGGGGAGUGGAUUGAACGAUAGGACGCGCUGCCCUGCUUUCUGGGCUUCAUUUCGAACAUCUUCGACCCGUAUCUCGCGGCCUUCGUGA